Molecule: messenger RNA, 816 nt
Organism: Fusarium keratoplasticum
Lineage: Eukaryota; Fungi; Ascomycota; Sordariomycetes; Hypocreales; Nectriaceae
Exons: 2
Coding region: 1-816 (271 amino acids)
Cellular component (GO): mitochondrion
Source: RefSeq, a predicted model, not a curated record
AUGGCUACGGUCCCAGGUGCCCAGGCCCAGCAACGCCCGAUAUGGGCAAUCUUUGGCGUUGAUCUUCUCUCUGCGACAUGUGCCUCGGCCCUCGUCUCACCAUGGGUCACGGCAAUUGACGUCGUGGUUGUCCGCAAAGCAGCUACUGGAGCCUCACUGGGUGAAACUGUACGGUCCUUUCUCUGCAGGCCCAAGAUGCCGCCAGUUGGAGGAAUCAUCAUUCCAUUCCUCGUCUACUUUGGAACAUAUUCAACAGCCAACUUGUCCGAUUCCAUAUAUGCCGCUUCAAACGACCUGGACAUUACCGCAAUUUCCUCUACUAUGCCCAAGUUUCUUGCUACAACCGCCGUCAGCACUGGGCUUUGCGUCUACAAAGACGGAUACUUUGCAAAACUUCUAGGGUCUUCUGCCGUCAAAGCAGCUGUUCCACGACGGAGUUUUGCUCUAUUUACGACAAGAGACGCUGUUACCGUCUUUGCGUCUUUCAACAUGCCAAGCAUCAUUGCCGCUAAACUGCACCAACUUCCCGUAAAUGGCCCACUGUCCUCUCUGGUCAGCUCAGAGGAGGCAAGCUUCAGGACAGCCCAGAUGAUUAUGCCAGCUGCUAUUCAGGUUGUCAGCACACCGAUCCAUCUAUUGGGCUUGGACUACAAUAAUCGACAAGAGAAGCUGCCUUUCAAGGAGAGGCUAGCUGCCAUUAGGCAGCAUGUUCACGUUGCAACCCCCCUACGGAUGAUGCGCAUCAUUCCAGCUUUUGGAAUCGGUAGUGUGGCCAACACCAGUUUUAGACGAUCAAUGUUAUCCGGUUUUCCUUGA